CAAGCGGGUGUUGAAGGUCAUGGUCGUCUCAUGGAUCCUCCAGCGAGAAAUUCAAUGUGGAGAUUUGGAUUUCCCAAUCCUGUAAACUACAAUGACAAUGAGCUUUUCUGCGGUGGUCACGCAGUUCAAUGGGAACAAAAUCAGGGUCGUUGCGGAGUUUGCGGUGAUCCUUGGAACAUGGAAAAACCACGAUUACACGAAGCCGGUGGCACAUAUGCGAAAGGAAUCAUCGGACGACAUUAUACCAUAGGACAGGAAAUCGACGUGGAAAUAGAAUUAACGGCGAAUCAUUGGGGUCGAUUCGAAAUGAGUUUAUGUCCGAAUAACAAUCCGAGAUACGAAGCGUCGCAAGAAUGUUUCGACAGGUAUCCGUUAUACAUAGCUGGAACGAGAAAAGAAAAACAAUUUAUAAUUCCACCGGAUACGAAAAAGAAAGCAAUUUUCCGUUACAAAGUUAGACUACCACCAUUCGUAACUUGCACACAAUGCGUUCUCCAAUGGACUUAUUACACAGGUAACAUGUGGGGAACUUGUGCAAAUGGAACGGAAGCGAUCGGUUGUGGAAGACCGGAAACGUUUAGAAAUUGUGCGGAUAUAACAAUCGUAACAAGUACAUCCGGAUUACCGCCGCAAUUCGUACAACCGGAUAAUCCAUUUUUAUUAUAUUUCCGGGAUUUAAGAACUCCCGAACUUGUUCAUCCGUUGGUCGUGUGCAUAGGUACUCCUUUAUAUCACAGAAUUCCAGGUAUCGAUCAUUGGUGUCAAGUUAAUUGUCUUCGUUAUCCGCCGAAUUGUCCAGCACUCAUAUGUCACUGUCCUCAAGUUUGCGAUGCCGUCGGAGAAAUCGAGGGAAGAGCCGGAGCGGAUACGUAUUGUCAAGAUCAAUGCAUUGUUUAUCCUCCUCGUUGUCCAGCACACAGAUGUCGAUGUUAUUAA
Pediculus humanus corporis (human body louse) is the source of this 936-nucleotide messenger RNA. RefSeq lists its product as uncharacterized. The record is from RefSeq and is a predicted model, not a curated record. The coding region runs from base 31 to 936 and encodes 301 amino acids. The transcript has 6 exons. NCBI's taxonomy places the organism in Eukaryota, Metazoa, Arthropoda, Insecta, Psocodea, Pediculidae.